Achroia grisella is the source of this 905-nucleotide messenger RNA. RefSeq names its product signal recognition particle 14 kDa protein (gene Srp14). Gene Ontology annotation, molecular function: endoplasmic reticulum signal sequence receptor activity; 7S RNA binding. Bases 176 to 610 code for a protein of 144 amino acids. The transcript has 4 exons. Gene Ontology annotation, cellular component: signal recognition particle, endoplasmic reticulum targeting. Lineage: Eukaryota; Metazoa; Arthropoda; Insecta; Lepidoptera; Pyralidae. Gene Ontology annotation, biological process: SRP-dependent cotranslational protein targeting to membrane. The record is from RefSeq and is a predicted model, not a curated record.
UAACAAUGUUAAAAUAACUUUAUUAGUUGUCAUUUAAUGUCUAUAUAGAUUGGAACUUGGUUUAUAAUAUGGGUUACUUUUUGUCGCAAAAAUAAACAAAGCAGAGUAUGAAAAUUUAUACGGGGUUUCAAUAUUUUGAGAGCAAGGGGGAUGGAAACAAAGCAAUCGACACUACAUGUUAAUGACAAUGAUAAUGACAUUGCUACCGAACUAUACAACCGUGACAUUGUUGGUAGUCGUAAAGGAAUGGGUGCCAUCGACACCUGCACAUACUACAUAUAUGUACAAAUAUGCAAUCAAAACAAUACCGUUUUUGGCGGAGCUAACGAAACUAUUCCAGAAAGCUCGUAUUGCAGGCUCAGUUACUAUGACAAUGAAAAGGUAUGAUGGUCGUACAAAACCUAUACCGAGAGAUGGAACACCGGCAGUCAACAAUCCUAGCUAUAAAUGUUUAUUAAGAGCACAACAUAAGAGUAAAAAAAUUUCUACAGUUGUGGAACAACGAGAUGUUGAAAAAUUUACUACUGCCUAUUCUAACUUAUUAAAGACUAGCGUUAAUGGACUGAAGCGCUUAAAAAAGCCCAAAAAGAAAGCGAUUGCAACUCAGUAACAUUUAAUGUAGCUGAAACAAUGUGUCAAGAGACUGAAAUAUAUUGUGCGCAAAUUGUGGCAAAUCUGUGUGUACUUUAUGUGAGUGUACCGUAUGAUGUACUAGCGUGAAGGACGAGGUCCAUUGAAUGUUGCUCUUCUCUCACAUGUGAGAUGUGAAGAGUUGGAGUCGUGCCUGUUGUUGCUAGUGAUUCUCAUGCAACACAACUUUAGUCAUUUGACCAUCUGUCUAAUUCACCUAAUAUGUAUACAUCAUUUUAAGUUACAAAUUUCAAAAUAAACCUUUUUCAAAUUAA